Messenger RNA from Papaver somniferum (opium poppy), 3234 nucleotides. RefSeq names its product two-component response regulator-like APRR9. The coding region runs from base 202 to 2469 and encodes 755 amino acids. NCBI's taxonomy places the organism in Eukaryota, Viridiplantae, Streptophyta, Magnoliopsida, Ranunculales, Papaveraceae. The record is from RefSeq and is a predicted model, not a curated record. Gene Ontology annotation, biological process: phosphorelay signal transduction system; cytokinin-activated signaling pathway. Gene Ontology annotation, molecular function: protein binding. The transcript is spliced from 8 exons.
AAUCGAAAUAAAUAUCAAACUAGUAGUAUCUCCUUGAUAUUUUUCUGAUCUGAUCUUCACUUACUUUCUAUCUGACGCGUCCAUAUCAAAGAUAUUUUCCAACUUCCAUUGGCCACAGAAUUAUCAGUCGUGGCACUUCUUCCCUCCAUUCUUUCUCUCUGUAAUUUCCCUUCUCUGCUUUUCUCCAUUGUCCGUACAAUAAUGGAGCCAAGGAUUAUCGCAGCAGUAAAAGGAUCAUCAACAUCAUCGAAGCAAGUUGAUCAAGGUUUAGCUGUAGUUAAUCUCAACUUAAAUGAGGAAGAAUUAAGCAACCGCAGAGAAUUAGUAGUUGUAGUUGAAGAACAAGUGAUUCGUUGGGAAAAGUUUCUGCCUCGGAGAUUUCUUAGGGUUUUACUUGUCGAGAAUGAUGAUUCAACACGCCAUAUUGUUACUGCUCUUCUCAGGAAAUGUAACUACCAAGUUGCUGCAGUUGCAGAUGGACUAAAGGCUUGGGCUUUGUUAAAGAAGAAACCCUACAAUUUUGAUCUUGUUCUAACAGAAGUAGUGAUGCCUUCAAUUUCUGGAAUUGGUCUACUUUCUAAGAUAAUGAACAGUGACAUAUGCAAAAGCAUCCCCGUUAUCAUGAUGUCUUCACACGAUUCUAUUGGAAUCGUGUUUAAGUGCAUGCUGAAGGGUGCCGCUGACUUUCUUGUGAAGCCAGUUAGGAAAAAUGAGUUGAGAAAUUUGUGGCAACAUGUUUGGAGAAAGUAUUGUCAGUCUGGCAGCAGUGGAGAUGGAUCUGAAAAUGGAAAACCCCAUAAAACAAAAAUGGAGACUGAUUCAGACAAUGAAGUGGCAAGUAACCACGGAAGUGAAAAUGCUGGCAUUAGAUCCAAGGAUGACGAUAGUUCAGAUAGAGGAAGCCGUACUCAAAGUUCUUGUAGGAAAUCAGAGAUGGAAAUUGAAAGUGCACAAAAGCUAGGAAAGUCUAUUCCAGAAGAUGAAAACAUAAUCUGCUGCGAGGAAACUAACCCUGAAUUAGGAAAACAUGACUUCAUUAUGGCCACAGUGUCAGCAUCAUCAACUCCUGAGAAGGAAAAGGGGAAAGAUACCGUGGUUGAAAAGGAGAUUAAGAUAACUUUAUCCAUCCAUGAUGUCGUUUCUACUGAGAAGGUUUGGGUGAAGACUGCUGUUUGUAAUGGAUCAUUACACUGGGGAGAAGGCCCAGAUUCUCUGAGAAGCGAAAAGAAUGAGGUUACUGACUCCAAACAUCUAGAUCAAAAUGAUGGAACCAGCAAACUUCCGAAAGAGAUGAUACGAUUUCUUGGCACAGCACUUACUACACAUUGUAGUGAUGAAGCAUUGGAAACUAGUAAUCAACGAGAGGAUAUCUUGUGUUCAUCUGCAAAAGCUUCUGAUAGAAAGAGGACAGCAUACAACUCUGUUUCCUCGGACUUGUUGGAGCUCUCUUUGAGAAGACCACAGCUAAACAAGGAAGAGGAAGUCCUCCAGACAAAGCAUGUCUUAAAUCACUCCAUUGCAUCCGCAUUUUCAAGGUACAGAAAUCAAAGGAAUCACUUCUCUUGUCCAAGAACUGGAUCUUCACCAGCUACUAAAAUUGAUGAAGGUGAUGAUCUUCAUCAUGACAUUCUUGAAAAAGCUGGUAACGGAAGGGGAGUUCCUUUGUCGCAUAUUGAAACUGCAUCACUUGGAAGAGAAACUCCUAUGAACUGCCAGUUCUCAUCUGGUUGUGACAAAGAACUUGAAGAAAAUUCAGGAUCCGUUCGCUCAAAGGAAACCGCAUGUUUAGGUAGUUCUUCUAGUAAGGAAGUUUCUGCUCACCCUCAACUUGAGGUAAUACAAUUUCCUAUUCCUGUUGGAGCGAUCCCUUUCCACAGUACGGUUGCUGGCUUUGGUACUAUGAUGCAACCAAUUUUCUGUCCCGACCGUUCUAUACCUCAUUUUGGUCAGAAGGACGUAUGUGCAACUCCUGACCCAUUCUCCCACAAAAACACUCAAUCUGUAAAUAGCAUCUUAAAUUGGAGUUCUCGUCAGUAUCUCGGAAAUCAACAUUCAGAUCGUUUGACGCAAGGCACGGAAGCACAAAGGACUCAUACUGAACCAGCAUAUCCAAGACCAAGAGUAGUAGCACAUCUUCCUGGUGAACAGGUCGACCUAGGUGGUAACUGUAAUUUUUCUAUCACCGUAGGCAGUGGAAGCAAUGGCGCGUCUGAGGAAAUAAGUGUGCCUGGCAACAAUGGAACUGCUCCAGAGACUGGAAAUGAAGAUAAAUAUAUCAGCUCUAAUGGGAAAGGUUUAGACCCUAAUCGUUCUAGACGCGAGGCUGCACUGACCAAAUUCCGGUUAAAAAGAAAAGACCGAUGUUUUGAGAAAAAGGUAAGAUAUCAGAAUAGGAAAAAGCUUGCAGAGCAACGACCACGAAUUAAAGGGCAAUUCGUGCGUCAACCAGUUGGUGACCAACCACUAUAGCAGCAAGGGAAGAAGUUCGAGUUAUGAUAUUUAACAGAUUCAUACAUUUUUAGCCAUGAUACAAAUUUCAAAGGUAUCAAACGAGGCCUGCCCAGUCCCCAGCUUCUUUGGCUGCAGAAACAAGUAGCUUUCGGAGGGCACCUUCAUAGAAGGGGGCAUAGUUCCCAGUCCCACUGAUUAAUGUACUAUUUCUAAUUCCUAAAAUGCCUGGUAAUGCAACAAUUCCUCCUAUUUUCCUAGUUCAGAAAAGGAAGAUUUUCUUAGGCAUGAUUAACAUCCCUAUGAUAAUCUUGAUUUUUCCUUGUGAACGUUGGUUCAUGUAUACGAGGCAGGUAUAUUGAUUAUUGGUGGUUGUCGUGGAGCUUAACUACCCCGAAUAAUGACAAGAAAACUUUACAAAGCACUGCACGAGGAAGAUCCAUUACUGUGAUAGUUGAGGUUUACCCCUUUAUUUUGAAAGUGAAGGUAUGCUGGAGACCACGCAUAUGGUUAGUUUCCUUUUUUGCCUGUUAGGGAUCAUGUGCUACCUACUGUUGCUCCAAAGAAUGUUCUUAGGUCCAACAUUCAUUUAUAGCUUUUAGGUGAGCAAUUAAAUUCCUAUUAUUUGUUUGUUGUAUCAGACAUAUACUCUGAUAACAGAACUUGUGUCUCACAUGUCAUGGAGUCUCAACUUCAUUCUGGUUUCCUGAUUAUCUAAUUGGAGAUGGAUGAUUGUAGAUUCUUUUUCUUACUUUAUAGUGCUACACACUCCUUUUCCGGGUUGAA